AUGAGCGGAGUUAGGGGGAUUGUAUUGAAUUCAUCAAUCCUUUUCGCAACUGAUGACGAUGAAAAUGAAGAUACCACCCUUCGACCGGGCGCUGAUUAUCUGCUUCAAAAGUUACGCUACUCCAAAAUCCUCACUGGUCUAUCUUACGGACAAGGUCUUUCAGCUCCUAAGGCUAAUCUUCUUCAAGAGUUAGCAAGAAUAUACUCAUAUGAUUGUUUUAUCUUGAGCUCGUCAUCAGAAGAUUAUGGUAUGAGUGAGGCCACACAACUUUGGGGUAAAGACGAAGGAAGUUUUAUGCAUGUAAUUUCCAGUUGCUCUGAUGAUCUCGUUCAUAAUAUGGUCAUUUCCGGCUGGUUGAUCGUUAUGCUUGGAUCUCAUUUGCAAAAUCCAACCAUUGACGCUAAAUACGUUGCUGCAAGAGAGACUUCAAGCAUUUUCUCAAUCAAUAAACUAGAAGAGCUGCCUAUAGUUAUCUGCCAUUUGAAUAAGAAGGCAAGGGGCAUAGAGAGCAUGACAGUGGGUUAUGUAAUGAAGCGUUCUCGAGAAGAAGAUUUUGCCAAGAGAGGUGCCUUCCCAUUGUGUCCAACAGAAAAUGGGUUGAUAUUUUUGCCCCUUAAUUAUGAACUGCCCAUAUCACUUCAGUUGCAACAAGUUGAUGCAAUUCUUCACAAAGCAACUGAUGAGAUUGUGGCUGUUGAAAUGGUCAGUUCUGAAGAAUUUGCUAACCAAAUUACUUUCACAAGAAAUAUGGAGCAGUUGCAAAGGUAUAUUGAAUGCCAGCCAGAUUGCUGUGUAAUCGAUCCAUUCAGUAACAUUCACACUGUAUUGGACCGUCUCAAAAUUCAGCAGAUUCUGCUUGGUUUGGAAAAUCUCAACAUAAAAGGCCACUGUAAAAUUAGGGGGCCCCAUUUUCUCAAGGUUGAUAGCUUUAAUGAGCUGGAUUUAGAAAAAAGGCUAGUUGAAGCCAUGCUGCCCCUUCCAAAUAUAGUGAAACCUCAAGUUGCUUGUGGUGUUGCUGAUGCUCACAGUAUGGCCAUUGUUUUCAAGGUGGAUGACUACAAGGACCUCGAUGUUCCUCUUCCAGCUGUUGUGCAGGAGUACGUGGAUCAUUCAUCUCUGCUAUAUAAAUUCUAUGCCUUGGGGGAGAAAAUAUUUUAUGCAGUUAAGAAGUCUACACCUAAUGCAGAUACCUUGACGAAGUUAUCUGAGGAAAAGGGACUCAAACCAUUACUCUUUGACAGCUUAAAAUCUCUACCUAUUGCUAAAGAAAACCCGCAACCUGGAUGUCAAGAGCACCUCAAUGCCAAUGAUCAGCAUAUUGAUUUAGGCCUUGUUUCUGAUGCUGCAGAUUGGCUUAGAAGGAUGCUUGGCCUUACAAUUUUUGGCUUUGAUGUUGUUAUUCAAGAAGGCACUGGUGACCAUGUGAUUGUGGAUGUGAAUUAUCUCCCUUCAUUCAAGGAAGUUCCCGAUGAUACUGCAAUACCUGCCUUUUGGGAAGCUCUAAAGGAGAAGAUUGAUUCAGAAAAGAGUAAACAACCUAGAAAAGCUUCUUGA
Fraxinus pennsylvanica is the source of this 1554-nucleotide messenger RNA. NCBI's taxonomy places the organism in Eukaryota, Viridiplantae, Streptophyta, Magnoliopsida, Lamiales, Oleaceae. The record is from the annotation of a GenBank genome assembly.